Molecule: messenger RNA, 1481 nt
Organism: Oxyura jamaicensis (ruddy duck)
Lineage: Eukaryota; Metazoa; Chordata; Aves; Anseriformes; Anatidae
Product: actin-like protein 7A
Exons: 1
Coding region: 106-1353 (415 amino acids)
Cellular component (GO): cytoplasm; nucleus
Source: RefSeq, a predicted model, not a curated record
GCCUGAUGUCACAAAUCAGUGACAUCAGAACCACUGCCACCAGGCCUGUGGGCAGGAAUCCCUCUGCUUGCUUGUGCUGAGCCCAGGUGGAGCCGUGGCAGAGCGAUGCUGCUGAGAAGCACAUCCAGCCCUAGCUGUAAGCAAGUCACAGCUGCGCAGGAAGGGCCUGCAGCAAAGGCAGCACCAGACAAAAGCCAUUCAAAGCCGAUCAGGAACAGGCAUGCAUCACAGACCAAGGGUUACCUAGAGGUGGUGAAGCGAACUGAAGCUGUAGUUAUAGACAUGGGCACGGGUUACUUUAAGUGUGGCUUCGCAGGGGAACCGUGGCCUUCCCAUAUCGUUUCACCAGCUGGUAACCACGUACAGGAAACCAAGGGCAAACAAGAAGAAACCUUUAUUGGAAAAGUGCUUCAGAACACCUGCAUACCCUUAAAACUCAUCAGCCCAUUAACACACGGCAUAGUGGUGGAUUGGAAGUCUGUCCAAGAUAUUCUGGAGUGUAUUUUCCAGACGGAGAUGCAGAUUCAGCCAGAGGACCACGCUGUCCUGAUGUCAGUGCCUCCCCUGUGUUCCACUGCUGACAACAAGAAGUAUGUGGAGAUGAUGUUUGAAGGCUUUCACGUGCCUGCUGUACACCUUGCCUACCAGUCCCAGUUAUCCAUGUACUCUUACGGAAAAACCUCAGGUCUCGUGGUGGAGAGUGGCCAUGGUGCUUCGCACGCGGUUCCCAUCUACGAAGGUUAUGUUCUGCGCAGCAUCACAGGCAGCGUAGAUUAUGCUGGCUUGGACAUAACAAAUUACCUCAUGCAGCUACUACACGAGUCUGGAUACACGUUCACGGAAUACCAGCUAAACAUCAUAGAAGAUCUCAAAGAGAGGUGUUGUUACACUUCUCUGGACCUCACACAGGACUUGAAUUUGCCUCUUAAGAAACAACAGACUGAUUACGAGCUGCCAGACGGGCACGUCAUCACAGUAGGCAAAGAGAGAUUCCUGUGUGCUGAAGCGCUCUUCAAACCAUCCCUGUUCGGAUCACAGCAACCCGGGCUUUCACAGCUGACACUCGGCUGCCUCAAGAACUGUGAUGAUGGCAUCAAAAAAAGGCUAGUGAGAAAUGUCCUGCUGUGUGGUGGCAGCACCAUGAUGGAAGGUUUUCCUGACCGCUUCCAGAGUGAACUGAGCAGGAUGUGGCCUAGUGACAACGUCCUCAUAAUGGCAUCACCUCAGAGGAAGUCUUCUGUCUGGAUUGGUGGGUCGAUCCUGGCCUCGCUCUACUCUUUCCAGAAGCUUUGGGUUUACAGGAGGGAAUAUGAAGAAGAGGGUCCUUCCUGCAUUUUUAAGAAGUGCUUCUGAGGGGGACACUGGCUAUCCUAAAACUAUUUCUGAAAAGGGUAUGUGAUUCAAUUCAAGAGCAUCUCCCCUCUAUCCCUUGCUGUAGUUAUAUUAAGAAAUCUUUGCUAGAGCUGUAUUAGUUUUGACAG